Molecule: messenger RNA, 6204 nt
Organism: Gallus gallus (chicken)
Lineage: Eukaryota; Metazoa; Chordata; Aves; Galliformes; Phasianidae
Gene: ADAMTS3
Product: ADAM metallopeptidase with thrombospondin type 1 motif 3
Exons: 23
Coding region: 257-3940 (1227 amino acids)
Biological process (GO): extracellular matrix organization; proteolysis
Cellular component (GO): extracellular matrix
Molecular function (GO): metalloendopeptidase activity
Source: RefSeq, a predicted model, not a curated record
GCAGGCAGGGCGCAGCGAGCAACAGGAGGCGGCGCGGUCGCUCGCCGCCCCACCGCCGCUCGCGCCCAGCCCGCCCGGCCGCCGGCCCCGGGGCGCCGGCGCUAGCGGGGUGCUGCAGCCCGGGGACGGCCGAGGCGGGGGCUCGCAGGGAGAGAGAGCCGGAGAAGAAGGCGAACGGAGGAGGAGAGGAAGAGCGCGGCCGGGGCCGGGAGCGUGCGGUCGCGCGGGGCGGCGGUCCGCGGGCGGCCGGCUCGUGAUGGUGCUCCUGCCCCUGUGGGUAGUGGCAGCCGCGCUCCUGGGGGCCCGCGCUGCAGCCGGCCGGCAGGCUGGUGAAGAACAACAGAUCCAAAUAGAAUUACCAAAAAGCAGACCAAGGCCGUAUGGGUUAGUGAUUCCAAUUAGUACCAAUGCAGACGGAAGCUAUAUCUCCAAUGUACUCUCUGCAAGCCAUCAAAGAAGAUCAACGCGGGAGGUAUCCCAGAGCCCCAAACAGCUGUAUUUUAACGUCACCGCGUUUGGAAGGGAAUUCCAUCUCCGGCUGAAACCCAACACUCGUUUAGUGGCUCCUGAGGCAGUUGUGGAGUGGUACGAAGACUCUGUGGAAACUGGAAAUGGAAACGAUGCUGGUAACUCAAGUCAGACUAGAACUGCUACGGAGAGGUUGUGGAAAAGAGAGCCCCUGUGGACCAACUGCGCUUACGUGGGAGACAUAACUGACAUCCCUGGAGCUUCUGUUGCAAUUAGCAAUUGUGAUGGUCUGGCUGGUAUGAUAAGAACUGAUGAGGAUGAAUACUUCAUUGAGCCUUUGGAAAGAGGAAAACAAAUGGAAGAAGAAAAGGGAAGAAUCCAUAUGGUGUACAGGCGAUCAGCUAUAGUGCAACAUAUCACUGAUAUGCUCCCUGAUGUCCACACUGAAGAAUCUCUUCUUGGGGGCCUUGGAGACCUGAGUUCCCUGUACAGCAGUGUAGAACAGCAACUGAAUGAAACCCUGAGGCGACGCAGGCACGCAGGAGAUGACGACUACAACAUUGAGGUGCUGCUAGGUGUGGACGACUCUGUCGUCCGGUUCCAUGGCAAAGAACAUGUUCAAAACUACCUCCUCACCCUCAUGAACAUAGUGAAUGAAAUUUAUCACGAUGAAUCCUUGGGCGUUCACAUAAAUGUCGUGCUGGUCCGAAUGAUCAUGCUGGGGUAUGCAAAGUCCAUUAGCUUGAUUGAAAGGGGGAAUCCCUCGAGAAGCCUGGAGAAUGUUUGCCGCUGGGCGUACCAGCAGCAGAAGUCAGACCCCAAUCACUCUGAGCACCAUGAUCAUGCCAUCUUCUUGACUAGGCAAGAUUUUGGGCCUGCUGGUAUGCAAGGAUAUGCUCCUGUUACUGGCAUGUGUCACCCGGUCCGAAGCUGUACUCUCAACCAUGAGGAUGGGUUUUCAUCAGCUUUUGUUGUUGCUCAUGAAACUGGUCACGUGCUGGGAAUGGAGCACGAUGGGCAAGGGAACAGAUGUGGGGAUGAGACAGCAAUGGGGAGUGUUAUGGCUCCCUUGGUGCAGGCUGCCUUUCAUCGUUACCACUGGUCCAGAUGCAGUGGCCAAGAACUCAAAAGAUAUAUACACUCUUACGACUGUCUUCUUGAUGACCCUUUUGAACAUGAUUGGCCCAAGCUCCCUGAACUGCCAGGCAUCAAUUAUUCCAUGGAUGAACAGUGCCGCUUUGAUUUUGGUGUUGGCUAUAAAAUGUGCACAGCGUUCCGAACCUUUGACCCAUGCAAGCAGUUGUGGUGUAGCCAUCCAGAUAACCCGUAUUUCUGUAAGACUAAGAAAGGACCUCCACUCGAUGGGACAGAAUGUGCCCCUGGAAAAUGGUGCUACAAAGGUCACUGCAUGUGGAAGAAUGCUAACCAGCUGAAGCAGGAUGGCAACUGGGGACCCUGGACAAAAUUUGGCUCCUGCUCACGAACCUGUGGAACUGGAGUUCGCUUCCGAACGCGCCAGUGCAACAAUCCAAUGCCAAUUAAUGGAGGUGAAGACUGUGCUGGUGUCAAUUUUGAGUUUCAACUCUGCAAUACUGAAGAGUGUCCGAAGCACUUUGAGGACUUCAGAGCACAGCAGUGUCAGCAACGCAAUUCCCACUUUGAGUAUCAGAACAGCAAACACCACUGGCUGCCAUAUGAACACCCUGACUCUAAUAAGAGAUGCCACCUGUACUGCCAAUCCAAAGAAACAGGAGAUGUUGCUUAUAUGAAACAAUUGGCACAUGAUGGGACUCGCUGUUCAUAUAAAGAUCCCUACAGCAUUUGUGUUCGUGGAGAAUGUGUGAAAGUGGGUUGUGACAAGGAAAUUGGUUCCAAUAAGGCUGAAGAUAAGUGUGGUGUCUGUGGUGGAGAUAACUCCCAUUGCCGAACUGUGAAAGGAACCUUUACCCGCACUCCCAAAAAGCUUGGAAAACAUUUAAGCAAGAGGUGCCAAAAAGAAUUCACGUUUCUGGAAAAUGAAAUCUGGUACCUUAAGAUGUUUGACAUCCCUCCUGGUGCUCGACAUGUGUUUAUCCAAGAAGACGAGGCUUCUCCUCAUUUUCUUGCAAUUAAGAACCAGGCUACAGGACACUAUAUUCUGAAUGGAAAAGGGGAGGAGGCCAGAUCCCGAUCUUUCAUCGACCUGGGUGUGGAAUGGGAAUACAAUAUAGAAGACGACAUUGAAACUCUGCACACUGAUGGGCCUUUGCAUGAUGCAGUAGUUGUCCUGAUCAUUCCUCGGGAGAAUGACACAAGAUCUAGCCUGACUUACAAAUACAUCAUUCACGAAGAUUCAGUACCAACUAUCAACAGCAACAACGUCCUACAGGAGGAAAUAGAUACUUUUGAGUGGGCGUUGAAAAGUUGGUCACAGUGCUCCAAACCCUGUGGUGGAGGGUUCCAAUAUACGAAAUAUGGGUGCCGCAGGAAAAGUGAUAACAAAAUGGUUCAUCGCAGCUUCUGUGAAGCCAGCAAAAAGCCAAAGCCCAUUCGUAGAAUGUGCAAUCUUCAGGAAUGCACACGGCCUCUGUGGGCAGCAGAUGAGUGGGAAUACUGCACAAAAACCUGUGGGAAUUCAGGCUACCAGAUCCGCACUGUGCGUUGCAUUCAGCCCCUUCAUGAUGGUGCAAACCGCUCUGUCCAUUUCAAGUACUGUAGUGGAGAUCGCCCUGAGAGUCGCAGGCCGUGUAACCGAGUACCAUGCCCUGCACAGUGGAAAGCUGGGCCCUGGUCUGAGUGUUCUGUGACCUGUGGGGAGGGAACCGAGACCCGGCAGAUCAUAUGCCGCGCUGGUGACCAUUGCGAUGGAGAAAAGCCAGAAUCAGUGAGGGUUUGUAAACUCCCUCCCUGUAAUGAUGAGCCCUGUAUGGGAGACAAAUCUAUCUUCUGUCAGAUGGAAGUGCUUGCACGUUACUGUUCCAUCCCUGGCUACAACAAGCUGUGCUGUGAGUCCUGCAGCAAGCGCAGCAGCACUCUCCCACCACCAUUCCUUACCGAAGCUGCUGAAACUGAGGAGGAAGUGAUGUUUAAUCAAAGUGAUUUGCAUAGAGCUUUGGUGAUGCCAACGCCUUUAGUCCCUCACUAUGCAGAGUUCCUGCCAGGGAAAAGGGGCCUGGGCAGACUUCGCUUCGCAGAAGCGGAUACAGAUACACACAUCGCCCCAUCAAACACAAAGCCCAAGGGUGCUGAGUUUCCACAAUGGAGAGUUCCUCUGGCAAGCAAGACUUCCAAGCUAUUUGCUUUGCUCCACCAACCACCUGGCAACAGUAGCAGUCUUGGUCCUCCAAAUGACCUUGCUUUGGUCGCAGCUGUUCCUGUGGUGUCAGCUAAUAACACCACAGUGGGUGCUCCUUCUCCAUCAAGAACCUCACAGAAGAGUGAGAAGCAAAUUGACAAGAGAUGGCCUUCGAGGCCCUCCACUGUGGAAAGAUGAAUGUGAAUGCCACAUGGAGAAUAGUUGCAAAAAGAAGCUUUGGUCCGCUUUGUGUUUCAUUUCUUCACUUCUGGACACUACGGUGCAUGCUGCUUUCCACGAGCAGGACACUGCAGAUCAUCAACUAAUUCUCCUUGUAAAUACAAAGAACAAGAAGUGCUGGUUCACUUUCUAGUUGCUCCCAUCCUCCUUCCAUACUGUGUCAUCUGCUUAGCUUGAAUGCGUUGGAGGAAAGCACCAAAGAAUAUUCCUAACAGUGCACAAAAGUUGCCGAAGGCAUCGGUCAAGCUCUAGUACAGGGAAAGUGGCCAUGUCCUCAGUAGUCACCUCACUAUUUUUGUUUUGUUUUUAAACAAUCACAUGUAGAAAACACCCCACUACAAGAAGUACCAAACGUUUACAUGACACAAAAUACUUUUACAGUGGAACAACUGAAUUAUUAAGACUUGUUUUGCUAAUUUAUCUAUAUAAAUGGAUAUUGUAUGAGCAAAUUUGCAGCUGUUGUGUAAAUACUGUAUAUUGCAGAAAAUCAGUAUUAUUUUUAAGAGUUUUGUGCUGUCAGACAACUGUUUACCUAUGUUACAUUCUGGACAAUUGCUAGGUGCCUGCCAUUGAGUACUGCCUUAUUUACAUUCCACAAAUUGAUUUCUUAAGCAGCGUUGUCAUAAAAGGAUAAGUUCCAUUUUCAUAUGAAUUACAUCUACUGACACUAGGAAAGAGUUUGUUGUUUGAUUGUUCUUUAAUAUCAACAAUGUGAUGCUUUCUUUUCAAAGAGAGGGGGGAAAAAAAGAAGUGUAAUUCUAAACAUAAGAGUCUGCUUGUUGCCACCUGUCCAUUAAAAGUUGGUUCAGACAUUUUAGCAUAAUUCCAGUCACAGGUUGGAAAAAUGCUUUUACGUGCCUGUGAAAUGAACACUGACACCUGCAGCCUACACUGAGCAGGCACUGCUUUGGUUAGGAGUUGCAGCGCUGUCCCUUAAGUCUCCUCUUGCCUAAGAGGUCAGACCGGUGUAGGAAACCAUGUAUAUACUGUAAGUACUGUAAUAUUCACAAGUCAAAAAUGAGUUGUGUUUUCCAGACGAUCCAGUUGUUUUUUAUGAAGCUAAAAAAGCAUCAUAGUGGUAGCACUAAGAAGAAAUAGCUGUGGCAAGACUUAAAAGAGAUUUUUUUUCCUAUUGGAAGCAUUGGUUUAAAGGUGAGAGAGAUAUUUAUUUUUCAGCAUGGUUCACCUCAAAAUCUCCACAAGCACAAUGCAUCUGACUGCAAUAACGUACUAGUAAUUUAUGUCAAUAACCAUCUUGUUCACAGUCCACCCAAUCACACUCUCUCCUGUGUGUUGCUGUAAAGUACUUGUAUAUAGGAUUGAGAACUAAAGAUAUUUAUUAAAAGUUGAAUUCUUGAUAGUAUUUUAUGUACUAAAUAUUUACACUAAGGGCAGUUGACUAUCCUUUUUGCCAAGAUAAAAUAGAUGUAACUAGAUACUUGUACAUGCUAUGUCAUAUGGAUAGAACAGAAAUUUAAGCUAACUAAACUACUGUAGAGAAAUUGUUGAUCUUAUUCUUAAAAAUAAAAAAAAAGUCUUUGACAAUUUUUUUUUUAUUACAAGCAUCUUUAAUUUCUAAGUAGGAUAUUAAAUAUUCAUGUGCAAUUUUUGUUUCCCCAUAAGAGGUCCUCAUGAUUGCCCUAUUUGAAAGAACAGCGGAUGUUUGCCUCUAACAUACUAUAAAACAGUAGGAUGCCAAAUUAAGACUCCAAAGGUUAAAUUCUGGAAAGAAACUCCUGAGGUGAUUAUGCAUACUCACUGGAUGACUAGGAUAAGGUAAGGAUGAAAACUGUUGUCAGACGACUUUUAUUGUAAAUGAAAUUUAAGAUGAAUCCUCUUCAAGGGAGUACGGGGUCACUGCGCAUCUUACGUUGCGAUGCACAUAAUCUGACCCACUGUAGUACUGACUCACCACCUCUAAAGAAUUGCUGCUACCUUUCCGCAAGGCUUUUGAAGGUCAAAGAAAUCAGUAUUAAAUAUAUUGUACAGACAAUCCCUGAGCCUCAAACAGACAAAUAGGGUGUGUUUUGUUACUUGGAAAUUUCCAAAAAGUCAAAUACUCUGUCUUUAUCUUCUACAUAUAUAUAGUGUGGGUGUAGAUAAUCGUUGUACCUUUUUGCUUUCUUUUCUACCAAGCUACUUUCUCUUUCAUUAAAGUGUACACUACUGAUCCUGUUUGUUGUAUUGGGGAGCAUGUAGCAAUAAAAUCUUUAAGAUAAUAA